Haplochromis burtoni (Burton's mouthbrooder) is the source of this 973-nucleotide messenger RNA. RefSeq lists its product as uncharacterized. The record is from RefSeq and is a predicted model, not a curated record. Gene Ontology annotation, cellular component: membrane. The transcript is spliced from 3 exons. Gene Ontology annotation, biological process: phospholipase C-activating G protein-coupled receptor signaling pathway; positive regulation of Rho protein signal transduction. NCBI's taxonomy places the organism in Eukaryota, Metazoa, Chordata, Actinopteri, Cichliformes, Cichlidae. The annotation marks the transcript as partial. Gene Ontology annotation, molecular function: G protein-coupled receptor activity.
UUGAGAGAGACUGUCCUUUCAUCCGGUCAUUUGGAAGAACUAAGUGUCUUUUCCAGCAUUUAGAGCAAACCAGUGAGCCAUUUUCAUCACCUGCUGUUUCACAUAUUUUUUUCUUUCAGUUUAAAAGAGAGUAGAAAAUUCUUCUACAGCAACUCCACCACACAGAAAGUCAGACAGAGAUGUGGGGAGUCCUGAUAUGGAUCAUUACCUGCUUCUUCUUUCCAUUGACCACACUGUUCUUCUGCUGUGUGUGUUGUGCGGGGCGAAGAUAUCAGGUUCCUGUCAUCUAUUACACCAACCUCAUCAUCUCCAUUCUGAUCCAUCACAGCAUGAUGUUCUAUAUGAUGGUCCUUCGGUGGUACAUACUGCACGACACCAUUGUGUGUUUCUUAUACUAUUUUUCUGUGACAGCCAGUCUUUACUUCAGGUUGUGCAUUGCUUUGGAAAGGUAUUGUUUCAUCGCCUGCCCACUGUUGGACUGUUUCAGACAAACUGAGGGUUCUGUGCUGGUCUGUGUUCUGGUCUGGGUCUUUUGUAGUGUUAGUGUUGCUCUUGCUGUAUUUUCAUAUGAAUUUGUACGUUUAAUUAUUUAUGCCGCCCUCCCUGCCCCCCUGUUCAUCUUCUGUCUCGCUGGGACACUUAAAGCUCUGCCUGCUGCCACCUCAGUGCCCACUGAAGAAAAACGAAGAACCGUAGGAACCUUGGUUCUGUUGCUGCUUAAUUACUUUCUCAUAAACCUUCCUGCAGUCAUUCUAUUAACUUUGAAUUUAUAUCCACCCUUCCCUGAAACACUUCACCCUGAGACAGCUACUGAUUUUAUCAUUAUAAUCUUUUUUCUGUUUAGUUCAUUGUUGGACUUCAUUCUGUUUGCCUUCAUGUGUAAAGGGCCCAUUGACAGGCUGCUGGCACGUCUGUGCUGCUGCAGUAUGGAGAGCAACAACACAGGAGAUGUGACUGAUGUUAGCACAGACAG